UCAUCUUUCUUCAUAUCAUCCAUUCACUCACAACACAUCGCAACUUUUGAGAGACACAUACACAAGCCUUUUAGCCUUUUUCAUCCAUCUUUUAAGAUUUUGUUGAUAUGAUUUUUGAGUAAGACAGUUUCUUUUUGAGACACAACAUUGCAACCUGGCUGAGGAAUCAAAGAAAAGGAGCUAGCUACCUAGGCCAAUGAAGAGGAACAGUUUGAUGAAAGGCUACACUUACACUUGUGCCAACAAGAGCCCAACAAGAGAGUGCAUCCAUGUUGUCAACUGCUACAACAAGCACAACCAAAUGGCUAAAGAGUGUUGGGAGUGCAGCAGCAACAACAACAACAACUCUCACAGCAAUGCAGAUCAGGACUAUGUGAAUGGCUUCCCAUGGCCACCAAGAUCAUACACUUGCAGCUUCUGCAGAAAGGAGUUCAAGUCUGCUCAGGCACUUGGUGGACACAUGAAUGUUCAUAGGAGGGAUAGAGCAAGGUUGAGGCAGUCACCCCCAACUGAUCAAGCUCAACAAGGCCCUAUGCUGAACCUUAACCUUGACCCUUCAACUAACCCUAACAACUCAACCUCAUCUUUGUCCAUGUUACCAUCAUCUUCUUCAACUCUCAAACCUGUCACUUGCACAUUACCCUUGUUUGUUUCUCCCACUCCUCCUUCACCUUCUUCUGAGUUGAAGAGAUCAUGGGUUGUUGUGGAUGGCAUUCUGUUGAACCCUUUCAGCACCAAGACCCCAGAGCAGUCCAAGUCAAAGAUUCCAGAAUCUUUACCAGCUGGGGUUGGAGAAUAUGAUCAUGCUUUUGCCAGGGAAGAUGGGUGCAAAGUGUUGAAGAAAGGUGAGAUUCUCAGGAUGGACUUGGAGAUAGGUUUGCCUAGAGAUUAUGAUUUAGAUCUGGAGCUUCGUUUGGGUACUACUUACUCCUAGGUCACACGGUUAGGUAUGAUGAACCACCAUCUUUAGUAGUUAUCAUGUUAGUUUUUCUAUGUUAAUUUACUAGUUAAGAUGUUAAGGUUUGAUAGGAAGAGAGAAGAUUGAAUGGUUGUUAUCUGAAGUAGGGUCAUAUCAAACGGAAAUGUAUUUAUAUAUACUUACCAUCUUCAACAUCUUAGCUAGCUAGAUUCUAUAUGUUUAUGAAGGCUUUCACUUCCAUUACUUAGUUGCAUGUGAAAAGCUUCCACUUAUCAUUUCCUAAUCGAACUCCAAUGCUAUCUCUUGUUUUA
Messenger RNA from Cajanus cajan (pigeon pea), 1230 nucleotides. Its product is annotated as transcriptional regulator SUPERMAN. The record is from RefSeq and is a predicted model, not a curated record. NCBI's taxonomy places the organism in Eukaryota, Viridiplantae, Streptophyta, Magnoliopsida, Fabales, Fabaceae.